AUGGGUGUCGUUUCCAAGAAGAAAGUAACAGCAGCUUUGAAGGCGAAACAAAACGGCGGAGUGAAACGAAAAAUCGAGGUUUUUCCGGUUUUUAUGUCAUUUUUCAUUGUUUUUUUUUUUCAAGGAGACGCCACCUGAAACAAAUGGGGAAGUGGUAAAAAAGAAGAAACUGGUAAAGAAGGUUAAAAAGCAGCCGAAAAAUGGUUUGCCGGAAAAGGUGAAGAAAAUUGCACUUUUUGAUGACGACGAAGAAGAAGAUGAUCAGGUAUUAUAUUAAAUCUUUUCAUUGUUUAAUGAAAAAUUUUAGGUGAUUGUUCCAAAAAAAGAGCAAGAAGGUUGUCAAAGGUGCAGGGAAGAAGAAAAAAAGCAGCUUGUGAGUUUCUUUCAAUUUUUCUAAAUCAAAAAUUUUGUUUAGGAAGAAAGUGAAGAAGAAUCUGUUGAUCAAUUCGGCGAUGAUGAUUCCGAUGCGUUACCUGACGAUUUCGGAUCAGAUGGUUCUAAUAAAUUCGAGAUUUAUUUAAGAAAUUGAUUUCAGAAUCUGGGGAAGAAGACCUUUCAGAAGGCGACGAAGACGAAUUGCCGGUUGAGAAAAAAUCCCGGGCCUUGGACAAGAAAAAAAGCCAAGAUCUUGUAAUAGUUUUUUUACGAGAAAAAAAGCAAAAUCUCGAGCUCAUCCUUAAAAAAAUUCAGCUUUUUUUGCUUUUUCUGUCAAAUUUUAACGCGUUUGAGAUUUUUUUAAUGUAGGAAAUGAGAUUUUUUUGGCGUUAUAACUCGAACGAAAAAGCCUUAAAAUAUAUUUAAAUAACUUUCAAAUUUCCAAAGCCUAUAUUUUUGCACGGCAUUUACUUCAUAACGUUUAUUUUAUUUCGAGAAAUUUCAGGAAAGAAGGCGAGGAAGAACUUCAAUUGAACAUUGCGUCACAGGAAAAGUUUGAAUUGCCGACGAUUGACGAAAUCGAAAAUGAAUUGAAAGCGGCGCCGAGCCUUGAAAUCGUCCGGCAACGCAUCAGUGAUGUUAUCCAGGUCGAGUUUCGUGGCAAAAAGGCUGAAUUUCUUGAAAAAUGUCUACCUGCUUCAUCUGAAUGUUCUUUUUGUGGGAAAAAUCGAAUUUUUAUGGAGAUUCUGCUCAAAAUUCGUUUUUAGCGCCCUGUUUCUUUAGGAAAAGCUGACUAAAUUGAUAAUUAUUUUGAACCUUCUGUUUUAAUUCUCCCUUGAACUGUUUUAUAGCAUUUUUCUGUCGUUUUCAACCUAUUAACAUCCAUUUUUCAGGUCCUCGGAGACUUCAAAGCCCGCCGGGACCCGAAAAAGUCCCGCGACGAUUAUCUCGCUGUUUUGACAAAGGAUUUAUGCAGUCAAUACGGCUACAACGAGUAUCUGAUAACUAAAUUCAUGCAGCUUUUCCCGAAUGGGGCUGAGGUGAAGAUAAUUUUUGGAAUAAUUAACAAGAAAUUUUUUAGCUUCUUCAAUUUUUGGAAGCCAACGAUAAUCCACGGCCAGUGACCAUCAGAGCCAAUUCUUUGAAGGUCAAAAGGUAGAGUUUUAAUGAUUUUUUUUUUUGUAAAGAGAAAGUUCAAAAAAGGAGUUUUCUCAUAGGGGUUUUAACCGUAUUUUCUACAUUUUUCUAAUUAUGGCUUUGUUUUUCAUAAACCAACUUCAAUCAAAAAAAUAAAAUCGAAAUUGUCAAAUGAUAGUGUUUUUUUUUUUGUGAAUUGGAAUGAGAAAGCUUGAUUUUGAGCUUAUAAAUGCAUUUAUGGAAUUUAUUUCUGAUAAAAAAAUUUUUCUACUUUUGCUAAAAAAAUCAAAUAUUUUUUUCUCUUGUUUUGAAGAUUUCAGUGUUGAAAGUAAGUUUCAAAGGUUGAAAAAAAUGAAUCGAUACUUUUUUUAAAUCAAAAUUAUCAAGCUCAAGGCCUACCACAUGAAAUUUUACGCAGGGUAAUUGCGGGGCGUAAAUAAGUUACCAAAGGGAAAUCUGCUCAUUUUUUUGCUCUUUUUUAUAUUUCCAGUCUACAAGGUUUGCAUAGAGAUAUAGUAAUUUGAAAUUUACCUUCUUAACGCAUUUACGCUUUCUCUUUUACGCUGCGUAAAAGUUCAUGUAUCACGUCUUGGAAUAAAUUGAAUGUUUUCAGAAGAGAUUUGGCGAAGAAUCUUAUCAAUCGUGGAAUGAACGUCGAUCCGGCGGCUGAAUGGACGAAAGUCGGCUUGGUUGUGUACGAUUCGCAGGUUCCCGUUGGUGAGUUUGAGUGGAAUCCAACUUCAUUUGGAUUGAAACAGAUUUGAAGAAAAAAAAGAUUUUUCUCAUUUUUUCUUUAUUUCUUCUGCUUCCUUUUCGUUAGAAGUCUCUAGAAAUCGACUUUUACAGGUAACAAGGUUUUUGAGACGAUGAUAAAAAUGUUAAUGAACUCCAAAUUUGAAAAUUAUUGCGCUUAUGAAGUUCGGAAGAGAAAAUGCAUAGGCAAAGUCGGAAAGGCUGGAAAAAAGGCUCUAUAGAAAUGUUCCUUUUUGCGCCAUUUCUUCGGCUUUUAUGCACCAUUUUUGCAGCCUCUUCCUUUUUCCACCAUUUCUUGAGCCUUUAAAAUCCUAGAAAAAUAAAUGGCUCGAUAAAGUGACUCAUUUUGCUGCCUUUUUGGAGACUCUUCCCUUUAGCGGUCAUUAUCCACCAUUCCGACUCUACCCGAGUAAUUUAUCUGUCUCGGAACAAGAAAAAAUAAAUUUUCUAGCACAAAACACACUUCAUAUUUAUUUUAUGCAGAUUCAGGUUCCUUUUCUAAUACAAUUUGGAUAGUUUUCAUUGAUUUAUCGUUUUUUUUUCCAGGUGCGACACCUGAAUACCUGGCCGGCCACUACAUGAUCCAGGGCCUGAACUCGUUGCUGCCGGUGAUGGCGUUGGCCCCACAACCCGGCGACCGAGUUCUCGACAUGUGCGCGGCGCCCGGUGGAAAAACCUCCCACAUUGCGGCUCUCAUGAAAAACAGCGGCGUUUUGUACGCCAAUGAUUUUAAUGUUAGUUCGGGAAGAGCUUCAAAAAUUCAAAAAUUUCAUUUUGGAAAAGAGGGUUGAACAAAUGGCUGAGUAGAGCUUUAAUUUAGAAAGUUAGUCGAAACAAGAUUUUUUUGUGUUGGUUGAAUAGAAGAAAGUAGUUAAAAAAAUGAGAAAAAAACGCUUUUUUUCCGGUUGAUUGAUUUUUUUCAACUUUGUAUAGAAAAAUUUAUAGCCGUAUAUUGGUGAAAUUUGAUUUUUGAAGAAUUAUUGACCAGAAAUGUCUCGUCAGAGUAAUUUCGCGAAAUUCACCGUGAUCUUCUUUCUAAAAUCUUCAUUUUUGUCUUUUCAAAACUAUCUGACGGUAUUUUUCAUUUCUUUAAAGUUACGUUGGCACGCGGCUUUAGAAACUAUUUUCAAAAAAUUUUUUUUGAAUGUCUGGAUUUAUAUUACACUCGGAUACAUAGAGAAAUACAGUUUAAUUUUUUCCACCCAUUUUUUAAAGGCAUGAAGUUAAAGCCAGCGAGUUUUAGAACGGCGGCUUUUCUGAUUUUUACAUUUUUACGUAACGCUAGGGAACUCUUCGUUUUGAGUUUUCUUAUAUAAAAUCAUUAAUAUUUUGAAAAGUAAAAAUAUAAGAGGAAGAAGUCGGAAACGUCGUCGUUUGAAAAUUCGCUGACUUUCAUAUAGCUUAUUCCGUGGCAGCUUGUCAAGUUUUUCUUCCCGCCAAAAGACCGUACACCAAAUUAGAUCAAAUUUCUGCUUUUAUAACGGCAAGAAACAAAGAUCUUAAAGCGAAGUUAGUAAAAUUUGAACCGGCCUUUUGGCGGAAACAAAACGUGACAAGCUGGUGCGGAAUGGCUUAUACAACCAUUUUUUUUUGUGUUUUAUGUAAUUUUCCGUGUAUUCAGUUUGAACGUUGCCGAGCCGUCAUCGGUAAUUUGCACCGUUUGGGCGUCGUCAAUGCGGUCGUCUGCAAUUUGAACGGAGAGGAGUUCUGCAAGGUGAUUUAUGAACCUGUACUUUGUCCUGUAUUUUUGUUAGAGUGUUAAAAGAGGCAUAAGCUUUAAGAGACAUUGGAAAAAGCCCUUUUUUGGAGACCUUUAUGUAAAUCGUGCCUUUGAACAAACAGUUCUUGACAAAUUAUAAGAAAAAAUGUCAUUCUCCCUCCAGAUCCGACCAAACGGCUUCGAUAGAAUCCUCCUCGACGCACCCUGCUCCGGUACUGGUGUCAUUUGGAAGGAUCAAUCGGUCAAGACCAGCAAAGAUAGUCAGGAUGUUCAGAGGAGGUGCGAAAGAGAGUUAUUUACAGUCUAUUUUGCGUCAACUUUUCACGAUUAUCCUUUUCCUACGAGUUAAAAUUCUGUGUCGUUUUUGUAUGCGCCUUUAAUAUGACGGAAAAUUCGGUUUAUGCGCCUUUAAUAUGACGGAGAAUUUCGUGCACGCGCCUUUAAGAUGGCGUAGAAUUUUGUGCAUGCGCCUUUAAUAUGACGGGAAAUUCGGUUUAUGCGCCUUUAAUAUGACGGAGAAUUUCGUGCACGCGCCUUUAAGAUGGCGUAGAAUUUUGUGCAUGCGCCUUUAAUAUGACGGGAAAUUCGGUUUAUGCGCCUUUAAUAUGACGGAUAUUUCGGUGUAUGCGCCUUUAAAAUGACGGAGAAUUCUGUGUAUGCGCCUUUAAUAAAAGUGGAUUUUCAGGCUAAAUUCUCUGUCAUAUAUGUAUGCGCCUUUAAUACAAAGGGAAUUUUUGUGUAUGUGCCUUUAAAAGAAAGAAAAUUUCAGUGUAUGCGCUUUUCGUAUAACGAAAAUUUUAAGCUAACCUCUCUGUCGUAUGUAUGCGCCUUUAAUAUGACAGAAAAUUCCUGUGUAAAUCAACUUUUAUGAUAAAUAAAAGGCGCAUGUACGCGCGCAUCGAAGGGGAGGAUUUUCGGAAGAAUUCAGAAUUUGUGACGUGAUAGCGCGGAAUGAACUGUAAAUGAAUGAUUCUUGAAAAAAAGGGGCGUUGAGGACUUUUUUCUCUCUCAUGAAGUUUAAUUUUACGAUUAGUAAUCUUUUCAUCAUUUUUCUUCAAUUUAGGCACACGAUGCAAAGAAAGUUGAUUUUGUCGGCGAUGGACGCCUUGGACGCAAAUUCGCCCAACGGCGGCUAUUUGGUCUACUCAACUUGUUCUGUUUUGGUUCGUUUCUCUUUACAGAUGUGAUAAAUGAACAAUUUUUGGGGGGCUUGAAAUCUAUCAAGUUUUUCUUAUUGAUGAGUCGGUUUCACUUGUCUCGGUUCGGCUAAAAUUCAAGUUUCAAGGUUCUUCUUCUAGUCAUUCCCAACAAUUUUCAGGUUUUUAAGUCGAAGCAAACUUUUAUAAAAAAAAAGGUAGGAAAAUCUCUAUUAUGAGGCAUUUUUGAGUAAUUUUUCACCAUUUCUUGAGCCUAGAAAAUUGCAGCUCAAUGAGAAGAUAUGAAGGGUGUAGAAAUUUUUAGCCGUUUUUUGCACUCGUUUUUGGAUUCUGACAGUUUGAUUGAGUUCUAGACGCUUUUCGAAAAGUCAAUUAAAACGAAUAAAACUAGGCAUCCCCAUGGAAAUCACAAUUUUGUCGUUUCCAGGUCGAAGAAAACGAAGCCGUCGUCAAUUUCCUGCUUCAACGGCGCCAUUGUCAGCUGGUGAACACUGGAUUGUCGAUUGGCGUUGAUGGAUACACGAGGUGAAACAAAAAUUUAAGACUUUUAGGCCCAAUUUGAAGCAUUUUAAAGCUAAAAUUGUUGAUUUAACGGUAAAUUCAAGGUAGUGAAGUGGGAAUUUAGGGAGAACUUAUCAUUUUAAAAAUCGAAUUUUUAAUAAUGGCUUUAUUACAGUCAAAAUGUGGAUAUCGUUUUUACUAGAUUAAAAAAAAGAGCCAAAGUCUUCUGUGUUAUUUAAUUUUUAACUCAGCUUUUUCUGAAAGGUUUCUUUAAAAAAAUUUUUAUUUUUCAUUUUUUUCGGUAUAAAUUUUUCUCAGGUUGUAUCAGUCUUUUUUUACGAUUUGAAAGUUACGGUUUUUUACGAACAUUUCAAAGUAAAAAAAGAAAAAAAUAGAAUAAAUCUUGUUUCUUGUUCAGAUUCCGCGAUUAUCGCUUCCAUCCGUCCCUUUCCCUGACCAAACGCUACUAUCCUCACGUUCAUAACAUUGACGGCUUCUUCGUCGCCAAGUUCAAGAAGCUUUCCAACGCCAAGACCAACAAGUUCGGCGUUGAUGAGGUGGAAAUAUGGGAAAUUUGAUGAUUUUAAGGCCUUGGAACUUCGUUUUCUGUAGAAGAUUGUUCACGAAAAUCGUGAAAAAAGCAGUUUUGAAGGAUACAAAAAGAUGAAGCUCCAUUCAGUGUUUUCAAAGAUUAAAAAAAUUCAUUUUUUUACUUAUUUUUUUAGUGACUUUCGAGGUCGGUUUAUUAUACUUUUUAGGCUUUUUGGUGGUAUUUUUCUUCGAGUUUGUUGUAGAAAAAGCGCAAAAUCGAAGUUUGAAUCACGUAAAAAGAGAUUUCUGAAGCCAUUUUACAUUAUAAUUUCUCAACCAAACUUUUCCAGGCCAAUAGAGAAAAGCAGGAGAAGAAGGCCCAAGAAAAAGCCGACGAAUCUGAUAACGAUGAGGAUGGUGACGCCGAGGAAGACGUGGAGAGCGGAGACGAUGAAGACGUCGAAGAAGUUGACAAGGCCCCAGAACCCGUCAAAGUGAAGGAGAACGAGGAGAAGAAGAAGCAGAAGAAGGCCGACGACGAUGAUGAAGACGACAGCGACGAUGAGGAGAAAGUUUCGAGUAAGGGAAAAAAUUGGGUUUGAUCAUGAGUAAAUAUUCACUGCAUAGGCGUAGUCAGAAGAGUCGAAAAAGGCUCCUUAGAAAUGUUUUUGCUACGGUGACCAAGGUCCCUUUUUUGCUGCCCUUUUGCGCCAUUUUAUUGGCCUCUCCAUUUUUCCAGCAUUUCUUGAGCCUUCAAAAUUCCAGAAAAUGGGAAGGCUCGAUAAAGGGUCCAUUUUUGCUGCCUUUUUGCGGCCUUUUUCGAGCCUCGUCCUUUUAGCGGUCAUUAUCUACCUUUCCGGCUUUGCCCGAGUAAAAAAGCGGUUAUUUCACGUCGAAAUUCGAAUCUAUAUAGGAAAAUAUAAUUAGAAGGUGUGAAGAACUGAAUAUCAGUUUGAGAUUUUGUUCCGAAAUUCAGUUAAAACCGACCUGAGGGCUUAUUGUGGAAGCCGCUCAAUCUGAAAAAAUUUCAGUCUCAAAAUUUAGUCUAAAAUGACCCUAGAGCUUGUAGGAGCUAUUUUUACGGCUCAAAAAGGAUGUAUACAUUGAUUCACCUAGGCCUUUUUCUUAAUAAAAAGGGAGACAUGUCUUGAAAUAGUCGUUUUUUUUUUGGUUGUAGAGCUUUUUUGCGUUCCAAUCAUCCCAUUGGAAAUAUCAAAUAUUGAUUUUCUUCUUCCAGACGGGAAAGUUGGCAGCGGGGCGCGAAAGCUGAAAAAGAAGCGAAAUCAGGCGAAGCAAAAGGCCAAGCAAGCGGCUGUCGCUGAAGAUGACGGUUUCAAUUCGGUUAGUGAAGAAAAAUUCAAUCAAAAAAAUAAGUUUUUUCAAGAAAAAGAAAGUUUCUCAAUGAAAUUUAAACUAAAACCAGUCCCAAAACGGCGCUUCUUGCAGACCGGCGUCGUGAAGAAGGUCAAAAAGGCCAAGGCGUUCAAAUCGAAGAUUCCGAAGAGGGCGUUGGCCCGCUCGAGCGCCAAAACCGUCAAAAAUAAGCGCAAGAAGCUCCUCGAAAAAAGCCGCUAA
Molecule: messenger RNA, 7749 nt
Organism: Caenorhabditis auriculariae
Lineage: Eukaryota; Metazoa; Nematoda; Chromadorea; Rhabditida; Rhabditidae
Source: the annotation of a GenBank genome assembly